AUGCCACCAAAAGGCAACAGAGUUUCGGGCCCAGUCGCACAGAGCAUCCCUCCGGCAGACGUGAGGGAUCAGAUCGACAGAAUGUGUCGCCUGUUGGAAGCGAGCCAGCAGAGGUGCGACGAAGCAAUCAAGACAUUGGUCGAAGCUCAAGCUAGGCUCGAAGCCGAGAUCGCUGAGCUGCGCAGAUCCGCUGACACAACACGCAACACCCAAGCCCACAACAAUCUUGAUUCUGGCAGAUCUGAAGUUCCAAUCUACCGUGUUAAUUCCCCACAUCCAAACAUGAACCCAGGUAACGAAAAUUCCCAAAGCAUCCCGCCGUCCUCCGGGGCCGAAGAACGACGAGCCCCAACCUCUGACACGCAUGGGCGGACGGAACCAGAACCCACCGGAUCUGCUCAGCCAGCAGCCAAAAUCUGGCCUCAACGCACCACACCUCAAGACGUGCACGAUUCUCCCUCUGAAGGUUGUGUUCCCUCAAUCCGGUUCUUGGACAGUUGGAAAGAAGACAUGAUGAGGGAAAUGAUGCAGAAAUUCUCAGAUGGGCUAUCAGCCUACGCCACCGAACAUUUGGAUCUAGUAUCAAGAACCACUGAGAAAUCGCCUUUCUCGGAAUGGAUUCAGAAUGAGCCAAAGCCUCGGGACUUCAUCAUCUAUUCCCUGCCUGCGUUCAAUGGAAAGGGAGAUUCGCUAAACCAUUUAUUCCAAUUUCAACAGAAGAUGGCAUUAGAAGCUAAUAAUGAAGCCAUUAAGUGCAAAGUCUUUUCAACGACUUUCUCCGGGCCAGCUCUGUUAUGGUUCCGACAAUUAAAGCCCGAGUCACUCAACAGUUUUAAUGAUCUCCGACGAACCUUCUUACAGCAAUACAGUGCGAACCGAGAGGCACCCAGAACAAUGGCCGAUCUCUAUCGGAUUGAACAGGGGGAGAAUGAACAUUCGAAAGCAUACUUACAGCGUUUCAUUGACCUCGUGCAUCAAAUCCACGACGCCGAUCCAAUCACCGCAACAAAUCUCUUCGUCAAAAGCUUGCAAGUGGGAUCUCUUUUACAUGAGAAUCUCACCAUGACACCACCAUACGACAUGGCAGACGUGCAGACCCGAGCCGAGGGCGUCUUCAGGGUCUUGGAAUUUCUAGAACGCGCACAGAAGAAGUCCGCACUCAUCUCUGCUCCACCAAAAAAUAAUCCUCCACCACCUGCUAGGGAUGACAAGAGGAAGCGGAACCAAACAGAUCACACGAAGGAAGGAAAAAGGCCAAGACAGGAUCGAUAG
Humulus lupulus (European hop) is the source of this 1272-nucleotide messenger RNA. RefSeq lists its product as uncharacterized. Bases 1 to 1272 code for a protein of 423 amino acids. The record is from RefSeq and is a predicted model, not a curated record. Lineage: Eukaryota; Viridiplantae; Streptophyta; Magnoliopsida; Rosales; Cannabaceae. The transcript has a single exon.